AGCGCGAAAUAGAUUGAGAGGAGAGGAGAGGAGAGGAGAGGAGAGAUCUAGGGCAUGAGGGAGAGAUAUAUCGGAGGUAAAUAUAAGUUGGGGAGGAAGAUCGGUAGUGGUUCCUUCGGAGAAAUCUUUUUAGCGACGCAUGUCGAUACUCGUGAAAUCGUUGCUGUCAAGAUGGAGAACAGCAAGACAGAAUAUCCGCAAUUGCUUUAUGAAGCGAAACUGUACAAUAUUCUCCAGGGAGGAAGUGGUAUUGCUGCCAUGAAAUGGUGGGGAUUAGAUGGGGAGGAUAAUGUCCUUGUGAUUGACUUGUUGGGCUCAAGUCUCGAAGAUCUAUUUGACUAUUGUGGAAAGAAGUUUUCUCUCAAGAGCGUCUUAAUGUUGGCUGAUCAAAUGAUUUCAAGAGUAGAGUACAUGCAUUCAAAAGGCUACCUGCAUAGGGACAUCAAACCAGAUAACUUUCUUAUGGGUCUUGGUCGUAAAGAGAAUCAGGUCUACAUUAUUGAUUUUGGUCUUGUCAAAAGAUACAAAGAUGCCACCACAAAUCGCCAUAUACCUUAUAGGGAGAACAAAUUUUUUUUAGGAACUGCACGUUAUGCGAGUUGUAAUACUCAUCUGGGAAUUGAGCAAAGUCGACGGGACGAUUUGGAGUGUUUAGGCUAUGUCCUUCUCUAUUUUUUGAGAGGAAGCCUCCCGUGGCAGGGUUCAAAAGCAUCCACCGAGAAAUGUGAGAAGAAGUUAUCAACUCCAAUCGAAGUUUUGUGCAAGUCUUAUCCAGCGGAGUUUGUGUCAUACUUCCGUUACUGCCACUCUUUGACAUUUGACCAACGACCUGACUAUGGAUUUUUGAAGCGCCUUUUUCGUGACUUGUUUACUCGUGAAGGAUACACAUUUGAUUAUAUAUUUGAUUGGACUAUUCUAAAGUAUCCGCAAGCACAGAAGACGAGAUCCCAACCUCGAUUGUAUCCGCAAGCACAGAAGACGAAAUCCCAACCCCGAUUGUAUCAGCAAGCACAGAAGACGAAAUCCCAACCUGAAUUUUCUGUGAGUGCUUUGUUACUUGGUUGUCUGAUAAUUUUUUUGUUAGGUAACUUGAUUUUGUAGAAACAGAGGAAUAAUAAAUGGAAGGGUGCGACUACACCCAUAGGAGAAGCUGCCUUUUUACACACUUGUUCCGAUUCUUUUUUCUUAAUCCAUGUUUAGGUUUCAAAUUCAAGUUAUUUGUGAUCAAUCAUCAGCAAAUAAGGUCAUCUUUGCUUUA
This is a messenger RNA of Papaver somniferum (opium poppy), 1258 nucleotides long. RefSeq names its product casein kinase 1-like protein 3. Gene Ontology annotation, biological process: signal transduction; peptidyl-serine phosphorylation; endocytosis. The coding region runs from base 55 to 1101 and encodes 348 amino acids. Lineage: Eukaryota; Viridiplantae; Streptophyta; Magnoliopsida; Ranunculales; Papaveraceae. Gene Ontology annotation, molecular function: ATP binding; protein serine/threonine kinase activity. The record is from RefSeq and is a predicted model, not a curated record. Gene Ontology annotation, cellular component: nucleus; cytoplasm. The transcript is spliced from 11 exons.